CCGAUAUAGGCUUCCGCCAUAUCUGGACUCGGCUACGUUGUGCUGCAGUUGGCGCGCGUGCGUUUUGCUGUGCUUCACUUAGCACGACAGCCAUGCCGAUUAGCGCGAUGUCCGGCUGUCGUAGCGGAAGCAGUAUUCUUCAAAACUGACCUACAAGGAGCCAGGCAUGAGUGUGUUUUGUUUGCCUAGAGUGAUAAAGUGACAGUCUGAGUGAACACGGGUGCUCUAUGAAAUUCACCGAAGGGUUUGCCUGGCUCGCAUAAAUAGAAAAGUCUCGAAGAUCGUCAGCGACGUCCGCAUCUGUGGUCGCCACUUCAUAACGGACUCGGCCGGCCUGUCGGCGACGCCCGGCGUGCCGUGGCAAGCGAUCCGCCGCAGCCAGAUGUUCGCCAAUACUUUCUUCUUCGCCAAGGCCACUUCCGUGCUGGGCAUGGUGUUCCUGGUCACCAUGCGCCUCUCGCUGAACUGCCAGCAGGUGCCGUCGACGACUACGACCAGCCGCAGUUGCUGGAUGGUCGGAAGGUGCAGGUUCUGUGCCAAGGACUUCGCUGGACGUGCUCUUCUUUGUGCACACCACCUCUAAGCACAGUUCCCACCGGCAGUUCCUUCGCGACACCCUGGGCGACCCGAUGGUCAGCGAGCAGCUCAACUCGGCCAUGGUCUUCUUAGUGGGCCAGUCCAAGCACCUCAUCGUGCGUCGCGUCAUCCAGGAGGAGGCCCGCAGCGUAGGCGACGUGGUUGUGUUUCCGUUCGUGAACACGUACCGCAACCUGACCUACAAGUUCGUCUACGGGCUUAAGUGGGUCAACGACAACUGCCGCGAGUCGGUGCGAUUCGUGGUCAAAAUCUACGAUGAAGCUCUGGUCAACGUGUUCCUGCUCGCCGACUACCUCAAGAACGUCACCGGUCCCACCGCGGAAACCAGCGUCCACUGCCUCACCUGGAAGCGGACGCCCGUGGUGCGCAAACCUCAGGUCUAA
This is a messenger RNA of Rhipicephalus sanguineus (brown dog tick), 980 nucleotides long. RefSeq names its product beta-1,3-galactosyltransferase 1-like. Gene Ontology annotation, molecular function: hexosyltransferase activity. NCBI's taxonomy places the organism in Eukaryota, Metazoa, Arthropoda, Arachnida, Ixodida, Ixodidae. Bases 630 to 980 code for a protein of 116 amino acids. The record is from RefSeq and is a predicted model, not a curated record. The transcript is spliced from 2 exons. Gene Ontology annotation, cellular component: membrane.